Piliocolobus tephrosceles (Ugandan red Colobus) is the source of this 603-nucleotide messenger RNA. RefSeq lists its product as uncharacterized. The record is from RefSeq and is a predicted model, not a curated record. The transcript has 3 exons. The coding region runs from base 157 to 603 and encodes 148 amino acids. NCBI's taxonomy places the organism in Eukaryota, Metazoa, Chordata, Mammalia, Primates, Cercopithecidae.
AAACCAAGACCCAGAGAGGUCAAGCAACUUGCUCAAGUGGCACAGCUGGAGAGAGGGGAGCUGGGACUUGAGCCCAGGUGGUGUGUCCCCAACACUAAAGCUAAACUCCAUUCUGUGCUGCCCUUUGGAACACCCACUCCAUGGCCUUCACACUCCAUGUCCUACUCAGGAGGACAUGUGAUCUCAAUAGCACUCACAAAUGAAGGCUUUUCAGACAGGAUAUUGAAGAUGGGAGGUGUGAGCUGGGGGAAAGAGCUGACUAAGAGGAAGACACUCCCCAGAAAGGUGGCCUGCCAGUCUUCACAAUGUAUGGGAGCAGGUGGGAAAAGAGCUGCAGGUGUUUGCAUUUCAUCACUGAAAUUGUUGAAACUGCUGAUCAGGAAACACAGAACAAGUUUAACCAGCCAAGUCAAUUUCUGCAAGAUAGACUCCAGCUUGGGGGCUCUGUAUGGAAUAAAUAAGAUGUUCCAGACAUCAAAGCACUCAAUAAGGCACUGUAGAAAUGACAAUGAGGUAAAAGCCCACAGUGAUGGUGGUGGUGAGAAAGCAGGGCACCACAGAACAUGGCUUGGUUCUAAAGUGGUCUGUGCAGGGUUAUGUUGA